AUCGAGAUACUAUAAAAUGGCUCGAGGAAACCAGAGAGAAAACGAUCGCAAGAAGAGCCAGAAAAAGAUGGCUGGAAUGGUACAGUCCACUUCCUUUUUCGCCCCAACAAAAAUUUCUUCAAUGCGACUGACAAUUGUUUUUCUGCUCUUACAGAAAAGCAAGAACACCAUGACUGGAUCCGAACAGCAACGCGCGAGAGAGGAUGUGGCUGCGAAAAUGCGUGAAAAGCAAAAGGCCGGUUGGUGAACCCCCGUUGCAUCCCUGUCACCACGAGGCGUUGGAACAUGAAUUAACAUCUUUAUUUCAUUGAUUAGCCGACGAGCGCAAGGCUGCCGCUGGUCAGAAAUAAGAACCUCCGAAAUACCUGUAUAGCCUCCUUCCGACUCGGA
Messenger RNA from Aspergillus ruber CBS 135680, 390 nucleotides. RefSeq names its product 4F5 domain protein. The coding region runs from base 17 to 247 and encodes 76 amino acids. The transcript has a single exon. The record is from RefSeq and is a predicted model, not a curated record. NCBI's taxonomy places the organism in Eukaryota, Fungi, Ascomycota, Eurotiomycetes, Eurotiales, Aspergillaceae.